Messenger RNA from Scatophagus argus, 2052 nucleotides. RefSeq names its product oxidized low-density lipoprotein receptor 1-like. Lineage: Eukaryota; Metazoa; Chordata; Actinopteri; Scatophagidae. Bases 1 to 753 code for a protein of 250 amino acids. The record is from RefSeq and is a predicted model, not a curated record. The transcript is spliced from 6 exons.
AUGCACCACCAAGCUUAUACCACGCUUCAGUGUUUAGUGUUCAGCUGUUUACUUCAUCAGACAGACCGGCAGACACACACACACACACACACAGGUAGCAGACAGACUGAAGAAGGUGCUCUGAUGGAGGCAGAAGACCAGAUAUAUGUCAACAUAGAAGAGCUUGGUGAAUGCCACACUAAACAGAAACAACCGCGACACACCGAAACCAAGCCUGUGAGAACAGCUUCUGUGGCCAGAGGAGAAACUGAAACAUGCUCGUCUUUUAAAGUAGCUACAGUUUGCCUGGCACUGCUGUGUUUCCUCCUGCUGAUGACAGUCGUAGGAGUUGGUGUACAAUAUGGCCGAGACUUUAAUCAGCUGUCCAGAGACCUGGCCAAUCACACGGCGGAGAAAGACCAGCUCCUGGCCAGGUACCAGAAUCUGACUGACGAGAGAGAUCGGUUGCAAACCAGCCUCAACAGUGCCUUGUUCGAACUGAGCAACAUGAAGAAGAGUAUUGGAACAUGCCCUCAGGGAUGGAGGCACUCUGGUAGCAGUUGUUAUUUUUUCUAUACAACACUGAGCACAUGGGACAGCAGUAGACAUGCAUGUUUAAGCAAACAAGCAGACCUGGUGAUCAUUGACAACCAAGGAGAGAUGGAGUUUCUGAAUAAUCUCAGAGCCUAUUCGAAGUUUUGGAUCGGUCUGAGAAAGACAUCCACCCAAAGCGACUGGAUGUGGACCGACAACAGGCCACUUAGGACUGCGUAAGUGUUAAGAGAUAAUUUCAUCCUUCUUUAUUCUCUGAAAAUACAUUCAAAUUCAAAUUACAUGAAAGAACCAACACAUUUGCAACACCGGGACAACAUUCAUCAUAUUUCGUAUAUAGAUGAAUAGAGAGACUUUCGGCAUAUUAAACAUUGUUUGCAAAGUCAUUUGCUUCUCUUGGCCCUCUUGGCAAAUCAAAACAUGUAAAAAAGUUAAACCAUGAUUUCAAGCAUCAAAAACAAUCAUACUGAUCACAUAUAUUCUUUCUAUGUGUAUAAUGACAUACAUUUCCUCUCUUUUUCUAUGUCUCUCUGUCUUUCCUGAAUCAUUUUUAUCAAGGUACUGGCAAAACGGAUAUGCAACAAUAAACUACUAUCACACUCAGAGCUGUGCAGCUUUUAACAGUUUCAACACUCUUUGGGGGACAAUCAAAUCAUGGAGUAGAGAGUUGUGUUCUCAGCUCCUACAGGCAGUAUGUGAGAGACAGCCUGACAUGUCCUUUCGGCCGUGGUAACUGUGUGAUUUGUUUAGGAAAUGAUAUUUAAUAGGAGGGACAUUGUCUUACAAAACAAUUAAACAAACUAAACAAAAGUCAAAUGUAGAAAAAUAAUUAAAUGUGAUAUGCUAAAAAUGUACACAAUACACACACUUAUUGAAAUGACGAAGACAAAAAUAUAACAAGAGCUGCAGGUUUUUCUUACAUUUCACUGUAACAUCUGCCCCCUCAGACCAGAUAAUGCUUUGGCACAUCAGAACAGUUAUUUCUCAUUUGUUUUUAAUUAUUCCCUUUGUUAUCAUUUCUAAAUAAAACAUGUGAAAACACUGCAUGUCAUUUUUGUCAACACGGAGUGAUGAUAUGAUAUGAUGAAAGAGCUGCUUGCCAAUGAACAGGUGUAGUACUGGUGUCACCUGGGGGCAGGAGGGGUUUCUGUAUGCACAGUGUAGAAGGCAGAAGCUUUUCAGGUGCUGACUGGUGAAACCUACAACUACAACCCAGUGGUCAGUUUAAAUACAAGCUGAUAUUCAGUGAAUGGUUGAGUUAAGUUCCUGUUACUGGAAUACAUUCAGAAGUGGACUGAGUAUUGUUUUAAAUGUUUGCUCUGUUUACGGUGUACAAAUUUAAUCAGUGUCUACAAAAAUUCUCUUUUAACCAAAGAAAGCUUGUUGAGGUCUAUAAAGAUCUGUUUAAUUCCAAAUAAGCACUUUAAAUCAAGCUGACUGCUUGUAAUAGUUGCAGCUUUUAUGCGAUGGCAGUCAAAUCAAAUGAGCUUUCAUGUUUUUUUGGAUUUGCCAAUAAAUAUA